Dothidotthia symphoricarpi CBS 119687 is the source of this 1893-nucleotide messenger RNA. RefSeq lists its product as uncharacterized. Lineage: Eukaryota; Fungi; Ascomycota; Dothideomycetes; Pleosporales; Dothidotthiaceae. The transcript has a single exon. The annotation marks the transcript as partial. The record is from RefSeq and is a predicted model, not a curated record. Gene Ontology annotation, molecular function: protein binding.
AUGAACGACCAGGCGACGACGCAUCUGUCCGCCUCCACCGCCACGCCCUCGUCCUCGCUCUCGGCCACCUCGACAGCCAUGACCACGGCGACGACGUACGAUGACACCCCGCCCGCUGCCUCGACGUCCUCUGCCCACGCCGCCACGCAUGCCCACCCCAGCUUGACCGUCCUGGAACUCGUGUCCAACAGCGCGUCGGCGUCGGCGCUGCCGGGGAGCUUCGACUUUAAUGUGAGCCGCAAGGGCCACUUUGUCGCCGUCUACUCGGCCUCGAACAUCUGGCUCAUCAAGACGGUGCAGCUGCCCCGGCUGUGGGCGCGCACCCUCUCCGUCAAGCGCAAGCCCGUGGCCAUGGACAUCACCGACGACGGCUUCCUGCUGGCGGUGCUGUCCCGGCCCAGCCAGGUCGAUUUGUACGAGAUCCGCGACGAGCAGGACAGACAGGUCAGGAAGAGGCGGACCAUCAUGCUGGUGCACGAGACGAGCAGCAUUGUCAUUUCGCCCGACGCGCGCAUCCUGAUCACGGGGAACAAGUUCGGCAUUGAGGUCGUGGCCAUUGGGCCUGAUGUGCCCGAGACGGCGAGACGCACCCUGUCUGGCCCUGCGGGGGACGCGCUGGAAUUCUCCGAUGAUGGACGCACGCUGCUCAUCACGGGCUAUGCGCGCAAGUCGGACAGCUCGGCGCUGUUUGUGCUGCCUGGCCUGUAUGAUGGGCCGCUGAACGACGAGGGCGAGCCGUCUCCUCAGCCGCCCGAGACGGUCUGGACGGGCUCGAUGCUGUUCCCUGAGACGGCUAAGAUUGCGCGACAGGCGACGCUGUUGCCGGAUGCGGACACGGGGACCUGCAAUGAGCUGUUUGCCUUCAACGCCGAGGAGGACUCGUGGGGCAUAUACGACAUUGCGUGCCAGCGCUUUACGCAGAGGAAGAUGUUUCUGCCAGACCACCAGCGCUGGACACGCUCUGAGUUUGUUGAUGAUGCUAUGCCGGCUGUGUCUCCCAACGCUGAUAUGGCGGCUGUGGCGCUGCGCAUGCGUGGCACUACCAACAUCUGGAUCUACGAAGUCCCGGGCUGGGAGCACAAACCGAAUGAGAAGAUAAAGGAGCAGUCGCCCAUUCAGCCCUGCUUUUGCAUCCCUGUCCCCAGCAACGGGGCAGACGCGAAAGAGAUCUGUGUGCUGCGCUGGGUGAAGAUAAGUUCCACCAUGCAGCGCCUGGUCGCUGUUGGGAACUCCAGCAUCGUUGCCCAAGAAGACGAUGUACCUGGCAUUCCGCUGGGUUCAAAAGGUGUGAUCGUCAUGCUGGACUUUGAUAAAACGAGACCAGUGGGGAGCCCGGCACCCAUGGCAACAAAAACAGAGUACGAUCUCGACCCCCUGUGUCCCGGCGAACCCCUCCCGGAAGGCUCCAUCGACUUCGACCGCGAAGUAGAACUCGUCCGGAGCCGCACCGUCGCCGCGCGGCGCGCCCAAGACCAAGCAAACAACACACGUCGACCCUCUCGAACCGGUCCCUCCCCCGUAAACCGCGCACGCACAACCGCAAACCGCCCCCCACCCCGAUCACCCAGCAUCGGAGACGAAAGCGACAUGACACUAACCCUAGAGGAAGCGCAAGCCGUCUUCGAAACACCCUACGACAACCAACAACCACGCUCCCAAGUCUCCCUCGCCCGAGCAGCAACCGUCGCCGCCGUCUCCCCAGCCAACCGCCGCCACCUGCGCGCCCUCCCCUUCAGACCCCUCGAGUACCGGCGCGCAGACGGCGCGCGAGAAAUCCCGCAUGAAAGCGACGCGGAUAAUUGGGUCCCGCCGCCCCCCGCUUACACCACGACCGCAGAAGCAAGCGAGAGCGUGAGCCUUAGUCAUCCCGUCGCGCCGCCCGUCCCCGCUCUC